Chenopodium quinoa (quinoa) is the source of this 2460-nucleotide messenger RNA. Its product is annotated as F-box protein SKIP23-like. Lineage: Eukaryota; Viridiplantae; Streptophyta; Magnoliopsida; Caryophyllales; Amaranthaceae. The coding region runs from base 375 to 2279 and encodes 634 amino acids. Gene Ontology annotation, molecular function: protein binding. The transcript has 3 exons. The record is from RefSeq and is a predicted model, not a curated record.
UUACUCCAUAUUCUUUUUCAAUGGUAAUGUUACAAUGAUAUACAUAGUACGUAAUCAACAAGUACAAUGAAUCAAACACAAAACGUACAAUUAAUCAUACACGCAAUCAUACAUACAUUACUCAAAGACAAUUAAUCACAAUAAAUACACUGUAAACAAUUUUAACCACUAGAUUUUCACGAUUACCAUAAUACCCACAAGAGAAUAAUCAAGUUCCCAAAAUAAUUCGGAUGUAGUAUUCCAUUUCCCAAAAACCUAGCUUGAAAACGAUAGAACAGAGUUGUUUGCUCAUUCUCCCGCCCUACUCUAUAAUACAUAGUCAUACUCCGUAAUACAGAGUACAGACCACAACGCAACAACUUGGCGCACAUUCAAUGGCAACGGACAACGAGGAGAGAGAAACUAUCGGCAAUCGCCGCCGCCGCCUUGCCGCACCACCCGCCGGAUGGUCGGAACUCCCGCACGAAUUCCUCGCCGCAAUCGCCGCUCGCCUCGCAAGUCCUCACAAUGUUUCUCGAUUUCGAUCAGUUUGUCGAAAAUGGCGGUCUUUAAUUCCUCCCCAAAACCCUAAUUUCAUAUCCCCAAAUUUCCCUCGUAGAAUUACUGCUGAAGCUAAACUCCCUUUCAAUGAGAGGCAUAAGUAUGAUUCGUUGUUUCUUGUUUCAUCCUCUGUUUUUGUUGUUCAAUCAGUUGAUUCGCCUUCUGAUUUUUGGGUUUUAACUGUUGAGAAAUCGAAUUCGGAUAAUUUUCGUGUUUUGUGUCCUUUUUCUAGGGAUUUUGCUGCGAAUUUGUCCAAGGAUUUUCCCAAAUCCCUUGAUUUGUGUGAUUUUAAUGUGACUGAAAUUGCUAAAGGUUAUAAUUUUAGGGUUGUGAUCGAGGAUCAAAAGAAGUAUAAUUUGGGACUUUCGUAUUCGCUUAUACCUCGUCGAUCACUCAUAUGCUCUGCUUAUAAGGUGAUUAUGUAUCCGAAUCCGAAGUCGGGUUUUAAAACUGUGGAUGAUUUUACUGUUGUGGUGUUGUAUGAAGGAGGGAAUUUAGCUGCUUUGAAAUCGAAUGGUAGGAAAUUGUGGUAUUUGUGUUACACUGGGGAUGCUCAUUUUGAUGACAUUGUUCUGUUUAAAGGGAUGGUUUGUGCUGUGGAUCGUUCGGGGCGAGUUUAUGCUAUUAAUGAAAAGGCUAGGGUGGUGAAGACAAUUGUAAAUAUUGCGAUUCGUAGGGGAGAUGGUGUUACUUAUGAUUAUUAUAUGCGAAAACGUUUGGUGGAAUCGUGUGGGGAUCUUUAUCUUGUUGUUUGGGCAGGUGUUUGUGCUCAAGGGAAUGCUUGGUUCAAGGUUUUCAAGUUGAAUGAAGCUCUUUGUAGGUGGUUCGAGGUUAAGCAUUUGGGUGAUCGCGCCUUGUUUGUAGGCUUUGAUUGCUGCUUCUUUGUUUCUGCUAGGGAGUUUCGAGGAUGUCAACCUAAUCGCGUUGUCUCUCAAAGAAAUUGUUUUCUUCGUUUUGGUGGAGAUCAUAUCUCCGAUGAUUUUCUAUUUGAAAAAGUAAGCAAGGGAGUAGAGAAGGUCCAACACCUCAAGGAUAGUGAGAUUAUGGGGCUUAAGCCCAUGCAUGCUGGCUUUUUGCAAUCAUUAUGGCAUUUUUCGACAUGGAAUCCCGACGAAGAGCAAAAGUUAAAACCAGAUCUUUGCAGCAAGGAUGCACAAGUAGAAGAUAUGAAGCAAACAGUAGUGGUCAAUACUUGCUUAAUCAGUGAUACUAAGAAGGCUGAAGGAGGUUCUGGAGUUGUGCAAUCUUCUCCAACUAAUAGAGCAGCAUUUCAUGGAAAAGAGGUGAGGUCUGAGUUGGUGCCUGUAUUAGAAAAGGUUUGGGCCAAAUAUGGGAACAUCAUUGAACAGAGUGCAAUUCGUAGUUCUGAUACAAUAAUCAUGGCUUUGGAGUCUGUUGCAAAGGUGAUAAACAUUCUCCAAAAUACCUCAGCAAAUAAAUUGACUGAUCAUCAAGUGAAUUAUCUGGUUUCAACCUUGUCAGACCUCCAACUUAUGCAAUUGAAAGUAGAUUGGUUAGUCCCCUUUGUUGAGAAGGCUGUUGCACUAAACAAGAGCAGGCAGUUGGCGGUUGCCUUAAUGGAGCUUGAGAAAGCCAAAGCUCAUGUCGAAGAAUUGAAACUGAAGCUCCUUGCUGAAUCAGAGAAGCCGGACAGUGGAUUAAAUCUUGCUGUUGUGGAGAGCAUAUCUGCAUCUGGUCCAAUUGAUUUGGACAAAUGCCUAGGGGAGGGAGUCUGUUGAUUUAGAGGGACUCCUGAUUAUCGUUGGUUGCUAGUUUUAAUCAACUCGAAUGACUCCUCUACUAGAGUAUGGGUAGGCGUUGUCCAAGUGUGGCCGAGGAGAUUGUAGCAUCUGAUUUUUGCUUAAGCAUUAUCAAUACUAUGAGCAUCUUUCUCAAUAAUAAGUAAUCCUUUUUCAUUAA